This is a messenger RNA of Acanthoscelides obtectus, 8559 nucleotides long. Lineage: Eukaryota; Metazoa; Arthropoda; Insecta; Coleoptera; Chrysomelidae. The record is from the annotation of a GenBank genome assembly.
AUUACAGUCCUGUACUAACGUAGUUGACAUCAUGUUGAUACUGAACCGCGAUGUGCAGGAUACCUUAUUUGGAAUGGUGGUCGAAUAUGGUACCAGUUCUACCCAUGACAGGCCGGACGAUAGCGGUGGGGGUACCAGCGAGGAAGACCUCUGGUUGAAAUGGAACCAUAUCGUGACCGAUUGGGAAAACUGUUGGAAGAAGCAGAAUGCUCAGAUCAAGGAUUGGGUACGCAGGGGGAUCCCACUCCAUUUCAGGGCCAUUGUGUGGCAACUGCUUUGUGGUGCCACAGAAGCGCCAGAGAAAAAGCUAUAUGCUGAGUAUAUUAAGACGAAAUCUCCUUGUGAAAAGGUCAUAAGGAGGGACAUAGCUCGAACGUAUCCAGAGCACGAGUUCUUUAAGGAGAAGGAUGGACUGGGCCAAGAAUCUCUAUUCAACGUUAUCAAGGCAUAUUCACUCCACGACAGGGAAGUGGGGUACUGCCAAGGAUCAGGCUUUAUCGUGGGCCUGUUACUCAUGCAGAUGCCCGAGGAAGAAACAUUCGCCGUACUAGUAAAAAUAAUGGAGGACUACAGAAUGCGAGACAUGUUUAAACCGAGCAUGGCAGAACUAGGACUAUGCAUGUAUCAAUUAGAAAAUCUUGUGGCCGAACAGUUGCCUGAUUUAAAUCAGCAUUUCCAGUCUCAGAACUUCCACACAUCCAUGUAUGCUUCCAGCUGGUUCCUCACGCUAUUCACAACCGCACUUUCGUUGCCAAUGGCCUGCCGAAUCAUGGACGUAUUCCUUUCAGAAGGCAUGGAAAUCAUAUUCAAGGUUGCUUUGGCAAUGCUGACACUUGGUAAAGAAGAACUUAUGUCAUUAGAUAUGGAGGGGAUGCUAAAAUUCUUCCAAAAAGAACUUCCUGCUAAAGCAGAAUCCGAUCCUGAAGCAUUGAUGCAGUUAGCUUAUACAAUGAAAUAUAAUGCAAAGAAAAUGAAGAAGCUCGAAAAAGAAUAUGUCGUGAUAAAAACAAAGGAGCAAGAGGAAAUGGCAGAACUAAAGAGGCUGCGGCAUGAAAACAAGCAACUGAGGCACCGUUGCGAGAUGCUCGAGGAAGAAAGCAAAGCUUUGGCUGAUCGACUGGUCAAAGGACAAGUUAGUAGGGCUGAAGAGGAGGAAACCACGUUUGUAGUACAGCGCGAAUUGGACGUAUUGAGACACACGCACCUCGAAACGACACACCAAUUGGCAUUGGCCAAUGAGAAAAUCAGAUCACUCUCCUUGAUGAUGGAGGAAACUCAGACUUCGAGGCAAUCCUCGAUCGAAGAGAUCACCUUGAAACAAGAACAACUCCAACAGCGCGAGGAAAUGAUCGAAUGCCUCCAAGAAGAACUGGUCAAAGUCCGUCUUCGGGAGGCCGAAAAUGACGCUCUGAUCCGAGAUCUUCGUUCCAGGAUCCACGAGUUGGAAGAGGAUAAGAAAACGCUUAGGGAAAUCACACCUGAUAACAGUGUGGCUCACCUGCAGGAAGAGCUCAUUGCCGUGAAGCUUAGGGAAGCUGAAGCUAAUUUGUCCCUGAAAGAUUUAAGACAAAGGGUGGCAGAGUUGAGCAAUCAGUGGCAGAGGCAUUUACAAGAACACAAACAAGAACCUGCCAAUUCUGGUGAGGCACACAGUACUCCAAAGAAGUUGCUGUUCUGGGAGAAUAGGCACAGUGAAACACAGAAGUUGGAAGAGGAUUUGAUGACCACGCGACUUCGAGAGAUGGAAGCUCUGACGGAAGUCAAAGAGCUAAGGCUUAAGGUUAUGGAACUGGAGACUCAAGUUCAAGUGAGCACGAACCAACUUCGUAGACAAGAUGAAGAGAUCAAAAAACAACGUGAGCUUCUCGAAGCUGCAGAGCUGAGGGACCGUGAAGCUGCCGCUCGACUUUUAGAGGAACAAAGGCGAUAUUCAGAUUUAGAAAGUAAAAUGAAGGACGAACUGAUGCGUGCGAAGAUCAGUGAUGCUGAAAAAACUCAAGCGGUCGCUGAGUUAACACAAAAGAUCAGCCAGUUGGAACUAAAGAGCCAGGAAAUAGCCACGGAAGGUGAACUGAGGAUUCAUUCGGUGGACGAUAGCGACAAAGUUAGGGAAUUGCAAGACAAAGUCGCCGAUCUACAAGCAGAAUUUCCCACGCCUAUCACAAGUCCGGACACUGAGCCUUGGAAGUGGCUCGAAUCAUGAGGCUAGAGUCGAUGAAACGUUGGGGCCCCGGCUCUCUGGGCAACAGUCGCCUGUCAGCUGGCGACAGAUCCUCCUCAUUGGACAGCACCGACGACGACGCCAAGAUCAGAUUGGAUGAUCCCACUUUGAGAUUAAACAUCGCCGAGUCACCGACCGGUUCCAAAGAGAACUGCUUCACUGAUAGUACGACAGACAGCACCACCAAGAAAGCCAAUAAUCCUAAUGCAACCCUCUGACGACGAUGUAUCUCAUGAAUGAUUACGCACAUAAUGUUUUUUGAUGUGUCAGUCAGUGUCCAGUUGAACCCACUAUUAUUCAGUCUACUUUGUAAAACAAUCUUGAAAAACAUGUAAUAUUAAUUUUGAGGAAAAUCCUCUACCUGACCAUAUGAAGUUUGUCUGGUCAAUUUCAAAACCAGUUGCGAUUAGAAAAAUGUUAAUAUGUACGGAUAUGGCAAAUCCAAAAUGCAGUUCAACACAGUGUGACAUUUUACUACUGAAAAUCGUGCAAAGUUCAGAUUUACCACGUCUGUUCAACACACUUAAUGAAGAUGUAUAAACUUCAAUGAAUUACAAAUAUACCUAAAAGGUUUAUACUUCUUAGUUUUUCUGAACACUGGAGGCACAGGCAUCUUUUGAGAUAGACACAACGAUUUAUACAUAAUUUUUAUUUCACUGUUAUCGAAGAUUUCAAAAUGACUGUAACAAUAACAUCUAAGAGAAUUUCUUUUGGGGUCUCCAUUAACUGUGAAAACAAUAAACCAAGAAUUUAAAAGCGCAAAUUUUUUACAACAAUAAUUAUGGUUUUGAAACUUGGUUCAUAAGGUAUUUGAAUAGCUUAACAUAUAAAGUUGGUACGUAACUGCAUUUAACUUUUAUAGAGAUUCAUUUCUAGAAUAAAUAGUGCCAACUUGUAAAGGUUGCCUGUCUUUAUACAAAAACGCAAGUAAAAUUGUAUAUAGUGGUUUAAAACAGCAAUGUAUAUUAGGUCGAGACUAAGGUGAACAGUGAACUGUUCUGUAAAAUCUCAGAUUUAAAAAAAACGCUUCUGUAGAAUAACAGAAACAGUGAAUUAAUUAACUCUCUGGAAAAUCGUAUAAUUGACACAAUUUUCAGAAUAGCUGUUGCUGCCCCAUAUUAACUAGAAUUUUUUGUAUGACUACUUGUGAAGUGAGAUUUUUUUGUACUUUUAGUGCAAUAUAUCCAUAAGUAUUUAUAAAUGACAAGUUUAUACGAGUAAAAUAACUAAAUAAUAAUUGUAGAAAACCCAUCAUUUCAUUAAAAUUUUGGCGCUAGUUAGGACCUACCUGGUCAAAGUAUGUGAUUCGAUAUAUGUAUAAGGUAGAUGUAAAUAGAUAACUUUGUAUUCUAUAAAAUGCAGGGUUUAGGGUUAAAAAAAUGUUUGUUGAAGAUUCCGUUUUAUGUGUGCAAUUUUAAAAAAGUGAAAUUUAUAUUUUUAAUAUGUUUAUUUAUGUUUUUUACUGAUACAUAAAAGAAUAAUUUUAUUUUUUAAGUGUGAUAUUAGAGAUGAUUUUUAUAUUAAAAAAUAGUAUUUAUUUAGCGAUUAUGUACUUAAUUUUCUUUCGAUAAACUGAUUAAGGGUAUUUUGAAUACAAUUGAAUUGUGCAUUGUUGAAACAUCAAAUCUUGUGGAAAUAAUUAAUUGCUCAUCAUUGCUGUUGAAAAGGCUAGUAAUGUGUACCCAAUAUGUGCACAUGUUGAAUUGAGUAUAUUACAUUGUUUGAAUUGUUCAUUCAGUUUGAAAUAACCUUAUUCUUCGAAUGUUAUCAAUACAGUAUGGAAGGUAGUGUAUAUUUGGUAACCGUUAAUAAAUGCAGGGUAUUUCUUAAUGGCAUGCUAAUACCUAAGGAGGUGAUUGAUGAACCCAUUUUAAAAAAAUCUUAUGCACAUAUGUCCUAAAUGUCUUGACUUUUGAGAUAGAGGGCAGUAAAUUUUUCUGAAAUAUCUGUGAUACUAUUUCAGAUAUCUUUAGAAAAUUCGGUACCCAUCUUUUAUGUAUCAUCAUUAUGUUUUCUGUUGUUCAAAUAAUUUGAUUAUUAUAUUGCUACCAGUGACGUCACUACGGGUUUUGCGUUGAAUAUUUUUGGAGAAAAAUUGGUACGCCACUGCUUUCUCUUUAAAUAAAAACCAUCUUUGAAAUCUGCAUUCAUUUCUAGGCAAAUUUGAUAUCAUUAUUUUCUUUUUUCCGUAUCAUGGUUUUCGCAUAAAAAAAAAAAUCGUUAUAAUUCAGGGUCAGAUCGCUAAAAGUCUGAUUCGGUGACUGCUGUGAAGCCAUUUUAAUUUGCGAAUAACGGUACAUCCAAUAAGAAAAAUAUAUUUUUUGAAUUCUUAUUCAUUUUUGACCAAAUUUGAUCACUUAUUUUUCUUUUAGCUGAUGCAUAAUCGAUUUCUGCGCAGCGAUUUGACCCUGAAGUAAAACGAUUUUUGUUGUUUAAAACUAAAACCAUGUGCCAGACGAAAGAAAAUCAAGAGAUCAACUUUGCUCAGAAAUGAAUGAAGAAUUCAAAAAAGGUUUUUAUUUAAAGAGAAAGACGUGUACCAAAUUUUAUAAAGAUAUCUACAAUAGUAUCAUAUCACAGAUAUUUCGAAAUAUAUAUUUUUUUUCUAAAAACUUUAGCGCCCUGUAUCUCGAAAGAUGAGACGUUUUUUACAUACAUACAUAUGAUUAAGGAACGGCGUGUAUAUUGAACCAUCAUCGGUCGUACUAGUUUAAUCAUAUUAGACGAACAUACCUCUGGUUUGCGAAAUAAUUGUAAAGCUUUUUUUUAUUGAUGCAAGUUGUUCAAGGCGGUAUUCAAAAUAUCCACGCAUAAAAUGGGUAUACCAAUUUUUGUGGUGAAACUUUUUAUUCGUCAACAAAGAAUGAGAAAACGUGUUUUUUGGGAUUCAAUCGAAAAUUUUGGCAGGAACGAAAAAACUCUUCUCAUAAGAUUUUUAGGAAUUUAUGAGGCGUUCAAAAUGAGACCACACGAAGAAAGAUCCGACUAAUAGCAAAAAAGUUAUGGCCGAAAACCGAAGCAAACUACAGGUUUUGGCAUUUGUUGGUAAUGCGACGAUUGUUUCUCGCAGAUAAUUGAAAUUCCUCAAAUUCGUAGGAUUCGUACUUCUGAACAACCACGACAAAAUUUAAGUAGGUUGGUCAAGCAGUUUUUGAGAAUUUCUAGUUGCUUGUCCCAAUAUACAGGGUUAGUUCAAAGGGCAUUUAAUAGCAAAAUACACUUACCUUGCCGAUAUGAAUCGUAAACCAUUGGGUAACGUUUUUUCUUCUAAACAAAUUCAAACAUUUCGUAUUUAUGAUUAAAUAGCAACAAAAGGUUAUAGACACAUCUGCUUUGUUUUAAAAUGUGUAUAGUAACGUAUAUUUUUCGAAUACCGUAGCGGAUUAGUUGAAUUAUGUACUCACAAAUACGAAAUGUUUGAAUUUGUUUUGAUUCAUAUCGUCAAGGUAAACACGUGUAUUUUGCUAUUAAAUGCUCUUGGAACGAACCCUGUAUAUUGCUCAAUCAACUAGUAGUGAAAACAGGUGUUUUGGGAUGAACAAUUUGAAAUUAUCAAAAAACUACUUGACCAAUAUACCCCAAUUUUGUUGCUGUUAUUUAGAAGUAUGAUCCUACGGAUUUGUAGAAUUUCAAGUAGUUGCUUGAAAUUAUCGUCGCAUCACCAACAAAUGCCAAAACCUGCAUUUUGCCUCGUUUUUCGGCAAUAACAUUUUUGCUAUCAUUCGGAUGUUUUUACGUGUGGUCUCAUUUCGUAAGUCUCAUAAAUACCUAAAUAUCUUAUAAGAAAAGUUUUUUCGUUCCUGUCAACACUUUCGAUUGAAUCUUUUUUUGUGCGUCGUUGUUUUAAAUACCCCCUUGAACAACUUGUACCAAUAAAACCAGACUUUACAACUACUUUGGGGAAAUUUGCUAAUAUGAUUGGAGUAUAGAGAGAAGUGGGAUAACACCAUGGGAAACAGUUAUAGUAAAAGGUAAAACCUUUGAAACAAUUAAUUUGCAAUAAUGGAACCAUUGAUUAACUGGUAGCUUGGUGCAGACAUACUUCACCUUAAUCGAUUAUUCUGCAAUAAGAAACCAAAUGAACUAAUUUAUAAGCAGCAAAUGAUUUUUUUGUCAUACAGACUUAUACCAAAUAUACACUAAGCUUACGAAAAAUAAACUUUAUGGGUGGACAUGAUCGUUCAGUCAGUGCUAUAGUGUAUCUUAUGACUUGCGAGAUAUGUUAGACAUAGUGAACUUUUCUAAUAUCAAUAACUGUGUUAACUAUACCGUCUUUCAUGUCAAAUGACAAGCCAGUUCGUCUGAGUAAACGACUCAAGGUUUUCCAAAUAUUCAGGGUUCUUUUCAGACAGGUUCUGAAUAUCCUCUGAUACGUGGUCUUGACUCGGAUCAGUAAUUUUACCUCAAAGUCAAGCAUUAUUGGUAUCAGAAACCGCACAAAGCAAGCUGCGGCCGGAACUAAGACUUAUGAAUUUGUUGUAUAGUAGCGCCAAACUUGGAUUUUGACAUCAUUAAGCUUAUGAUUUAUUGAUUGGUUUAAAAAAAGCAUUACAUUUAACAAUAACUUAUUCAAACUCCAUUAUUGAUGUCAAAAUAUGAAUAAUGGUAUAGAUUCAUAUGCCUUCACAUAUAUUUGCCUCCAUUUGCUGAAUGUUUUGGAAUCUCCUUAGCAGUUUCUGUCAUUUGAUUUGAAAACAUUGAUAGUUUUGCGGAUGCAAAAGACCUAGAUGUGAAUUUAAAUGUUUGUAGAGAUUAUAUAACAAAAAAACCAUUAAUAGCAUUGAAAUAAAUGUUGACUUUUUUCUGUGUCAUUUUUACUAAUGUGGGAAAGUUAUAUCAGUUUACAAUAACUGGCAUUUAUUAUCGUUAUUUCUGCUUAAUACAUACUAUUUGUAAACAUAUCUAAAAAUAUUUCUGAUAUAAACAAAUACAUGAUGAUAGGCCAAAUAUUAUUGAACAAUAGACCAAUUUUUAUGUAGAAGUUGAAUCAAGCAUAGUAGUGGGAAAAUAUAUUCAAUUACAGUCCAAAUAGAUCUACACAGUGGUCAUUAGCAUAAAAAUAUGACUUACGACCACAUCAAAGCAAGUUUCAAUCGCCCUAUAAACAAAAGUAGUUUUGUCUUUAGGAUUUAUGUAACUAAGAGACAUUCUGCAUAGAACAUCGAAUUUUUCCUUAGUAACAGCUGUUAGAUGAUUCAAAAAUGUAAAAAUGACGCACACUUACAGGUAUUUAAAUAUGUUCCUGAUCAUAAUAGCUGUUCAUCACAAAUUAUUGAAGUAAAUAGUCUCUAAUUACAUGGUAUUUACAACCUUCUACGAGGGCUGACAAGAAAUUAAAUCACGAGGUAUGUGACGUUCCGUAAAUGACUUGCUGAUCUUUGAAUUGUAUUUCAAGAUUCAAGUGAUCUUGUAAUUUGUACAUUUCUUUAUCAUUUCGAAAAAUCUAUUUAGAGAUAUCUUUCCUAAUUAUGGAAUCAGGCCCAAACUUCUCAAGAUUCGCAAAAUGUCUCUUCACUUCUUCCGACUGGGUAAGAUGUAUUUGAUAUCUGAUUCUCCCUUAAAGUAACUUUUAAAAUUGAAACUGAACGGGUCAUUCAUACGCAAGCAGUUUCUUGUUCAUGUUAUGAAACUAUUUCAAUAAUACAUCAAGAAUAACGAAAACAACAGUUUCACUGCAGGAAAAAGGAAAAUACCAUCCAGUGGUUGGUCAAAAUUGCAUUUUAUCACUCUCUUGGCACUGUUAGAACUUUUCUGUUAUCCCUCGUAUAGAUCCAUAAAUCUCGUCUGCAUCGUAUUUCAGUUGUAAAAGUAUUAAAUUUACGUUAUAUAAAUUCCAUGCAUAUGUAUCAUAUAUUUUAUAUGGCAGAUUUAUUUUGUAUGAACUUUUUUUGGUUAUGGAUUAUUUGAAAUAAAACGAUACAUCGUCAGCAAAAACUGGUUAUUUUAUUUCAACAGCGCUCGAUGAUCGCGGUUACCUUUUAGCGAUAGCGAAAGCAAACAAGGUGAUCCUGAACGUGUUUCACAUGCUUUUGUUAUCGCGUAAUACGACGUGUUUUCAUUGCUGAAAUCGUAUUACUCAUACCAGGUAUGUGGCUGUUUGAGGAAAAUAUACAAAAAGUGCUGGAGGAAAAUUCGGAAAACACCAAUUUCGAGUUAAAGGUACGGACUUUCAUAUAUUUUAUCUGAUCUAUCUAAAUUUGUGUGGUUCCUCUUUACCAACUAGUUCUUAAAAGGUCAGCAUCCUUGUAAUGUGUGUUUAUAAGCAUUUAAACUUAAACUCGACUCAUCUGUUUUUGACUGCUUGUUUGAGAUCAACAAUAAGAUACCAUCAUGUAAGA